CCUCCUCGCCUCCAGUCUCGCGUACACCCCAACUUCAAUUGUCUUUCGACAAGACCAAUGCCACUCUUGGCGUCGACAUGCCUCUUGCCCACUUCUAUAGCGAUCUGCCAUCAGGCAGUGACUGUUCGUCCGCAGCUGUGUGGUGUAGCCCUUCACGCUGUUCUUUGCAGGCCACAUUCUAGUAGCUUCUGUGGUGGUACAAUUACUGACGGGUUGCUGAGUGCUAUGACUUCUUCCAAAGCUUCUCGCGUCUUUGUAUCCAUCGUUUCAAUGCACUGCGCAUCACACACAUCAGUCAGCUCAAGCGCAUACGCCACUUGGACAUUCUCUUCGUCCGCCGCAAGCAAGUCCGUCGGUGGAGCCUGGCGGCCGCAAAUUGCAGACCUGACUUAAAUCCGUCACGCGGGAGAGUCGCUAAGUGGGCCGGGGAGAACUCAGAAAAUGUACUCCCGCUUUCUCGUUCGAAUUUCAUGCCAUUCAGAUCUGGAGAACAAGGUCACGCCCGUGUCAUAGAAGCACCUACAGAAUUUCAUCGCAUGUUCUCGGCCCUCUCUAUCUGCUUCAACCCACGCGGUCUACUUGAUAGGAAGCGUCCUACCACUACAGUUCCAUUUCCACCCUAUGAUGCCGCUUACGCACAGCCCCCCGCUCCUCUAUCUUGUACAAGCACACCGCUAAAUCAAGAAUGGCUGCUUUGAUAUCGAUCCCGCAUACUGGCGAAGAAGAAGUAGAGCAUGUAAAUAAUCAACAUUCUGCGAAGGGCUUCAAGAGGAAGGUUCUAAACUGGGGUGGGGUCACAUCUGAGACCAAGAAACCGAUCGAUCUCAGAAGGAGAAGACCCAGGAACAUACCAUGGUUAUUCAAGGACCUACAAAUAUCCAACCAUUUUUUCAACCCUUUCUAUCGCCCCUAUCGAGCGCCCUGCAACUGCAGACAACGACACGAUCCCUUUCCCGUCUUUCGACCGCAAGGUCGUGAACAGAGCUCCUUGUUAGCUUCUACACAUAUUCGCAUACUUCCCCAGACAUCGUGA
Periconia digitata is the source of this 1033-nucleotide messenger RNA. NCBI's taxonomy places the organism in Eukaryota, Fungi, Ascomycota, Dothideomycetes, Pleosporales, Periconiaceae. The record is from the annotation of a GenBank genome assembly.